Daldinia caldariorum is the source of this 3503-nucleotide messenger RNA. RefSeq lists its product as uncharacterized. Gene Ontology annotation, biological process: transmembrane transport; metal ion transport. Gene Ontology annotation, molecular function: metal ion transmembrane transporter activity. Gene Ontology annotation, cellular component: membrane. NCBI's taxonomy places the organism in Eukaryota, Fungi, Ascomycota, Sordariomycetes, Xylariales, Hypoxylaceae. The transcript has 9 exons. The record is from RefSeq and is a predicted model, not a curated record. Bases 267 to 3371 code for a protein of 1034 amino acids.
CUUUCAGCCGCGUCAAUAAACACAGCCCAUUGCCAUUAUUGGUAUAUGCCCCCGCAUAUAUGCGUCCCUCAUCGCGUCGACAUCUUAUUGGAUAACUGUGAAGGCCACUGGAGAGACUCCUAUGCGUGUCAGUGUAAUUCAGUAGUCAACCAUAACUACCUGUACCUGAUAUACAGAAAUCAUAUUUUACUUAUUACCUGUGGUUCUUCCUUUCCUAUGAUCUAAACAUCUACCUAGCAAAUUCUCAUAGCCCCUAUUCAAAUAUCAUGGCCGCCCAAGAUUCCGAUGAUGGAGCUACUAUCACGAUUGCCUGCCUGAGCUCUGAGAGACAUGACUGCGCAAUCAGAGACCACUUGCUCCAUUAUCUAGGAUGUUUAGAGUUUUGCGAACGAAAAGACUUCUUCAGCGAGAACUCUGAUAUUUGGAAAAGCGAGGUGGAACACCAAAAAGCCCUCGGCCACAGUCCUGACAAAGCACAAAAAAUUACCGAACAAAAAAGAGAAACUUGGAAAGGUGACUGCAUCAACGAGCUGAAGCGUAUUAGCUUCCUUCGCUACCAGUUAUAUCGAGACGAAAAAGACAAGCACUUGGUGGAGAAACAGGAGGAAAGUCUGGAAACUUGGCGUAAUUCUUCUGAAUACAUUGACAAUAUAAGAAAAGUGUCGAGGAAGCGCCGAGCCCAACAGAAAAAAGUUUCAACCACCACGCCGGAUGUAGUUAUCAAGGAAGAAAACUACGACUUGGAGAAGGAUAUCAGUAUACCGAUCAUUCAACUUAAAGACGGUAAAGCUGACGAUGUGCCUAGCAAGGAUGUGUGGAACAAGUUUCCGGAUCAGAAGACAACAUUGAAAAUGUUGCUGCAUGGUGAGGAUAACCUAUUGCAUGGCAGCAAAUGUUCACCCGACAAUAUCGUCAGGUAUUUCCACAUUCCUUCCAACAACAUGAAGUGGGUCGAAGAAGCCAUUGGCCGAUACUUCGAUGAAAAACCGCCAGACUAUCACGGAAUACAUCUCGAGUUGGGACGAGAGAAGAAAACUAAAACUUACAUGAUCCUUCGGGACCAAUUUUGGCGAGGGCAGCUACACGGCAGCCAACCUCAUAGCCCGGCACACACAAGGCACAUGACGCCUCUUUGCACAACGAUAUCAUCUGAUCCGGAGAAUAUCAGGCGUCUUGAUCGGAACAUGGUCCUUUUUAUGCCAUACCUUCACUGGGAGGCGUCAGCAAAGAGGGAAACAUUUGCCAUAGAAAUUGAUGAAAUUAUGGCAGAGGCUAGGGAAAAAGAGCUGAACCGUAAAGCAAAGGAAAAAGCUAACAGGGGGAGCGUCGAAGGAGAAAUGUCGGCACGCCCUCCCCUUAGGCGUCCAAAGUCCAGAGCAGUAAAGGUGGCGACCAUGGACAAGUUAUUAGCCCUCAUGAGAGAUAAUAAAUUGCUUCGGAGUAAGGUUCAGGUAGACGAUCAGGGCCGGAUCAAGACCAAUAACCCUCUUGGCCAGCUUCUCCUUGACGCCGCGAGGCUACACGAAGGGAUGUCAAAUUAUCGGGAUAAGAAGCUGCUCCGGACAUAUCUCUCAACCAAUCCUCCACUGCAUCCACGCCGCACCCUUGACCAAGCUUACCACUGGUCACUGAACUCAACAUGGGAACGAGACCGAGAUCAAGUCGUAUACAGGCAUACUACCGCAAAGCCCGAACAAUUCCACGAAUAUGAUCCAUACACUAAUAAAUGGGAGGGAGACCGAGAGCCCAAACAGGAGAUUGGCUGCGAAGAAUGCAGAAGGAAUAUUCAGAAGCUAUCCCGUGUUGUCAUGGUGGAUCAGUUAUGGAUGUGGAUUCUGGACGCGAAGACAAUUAUUACCUGCUUCCCGAAACGAUACGGUUCAAAUAAGCACGACCUUUCGGCAGUUCAUAAAUCAAUAAGGGUCCGCAUCCAAGACCCCAGCGCCAAUCGAGUCCGCACCGCCUUUGACCUAGGUUUAAUCAUCAUCGACGAAUGUGCCAAUGCGCUAUUCAACCAAGCUGGAGUAAUGAGCAGCCAGCCACAAAUAAUUGACGCCUUUUCCAGGGCCAUCGGGACUAUUAUGCAUAGACAAACCAUAGCUUUUGGAAGGCUAUGGAGAUGGGCAGAUAACGCCAGAGAAGUCUACAGAACAAACGGUCAUAGGAAUAGUUCAGAACUCCACAUGGCACUUCUUGAUAUCACCCCGGAGGGCAAACUUGAACGGGAGAUUAAGGAUGUAAUGGAAGAGCUGGAUAUCAUGAUACACAUCACGAAUGUCCAGAAGAAGAUGCUGACGCAGUUCAUUUCUAAUGCCGAAAGCUUAUUAGAUCCAUUUGGCAAGUUCGGCGGCGGCAACAGCAAGAAACGAAAAAUAAUUGGCAAUGCCUUGUGGGAGGAAUCGGACACCUUAUAUGAAGAUUUACUAAGCUAUAGGAACCCGGCGAAGGAGAAGAAACGUUCAAAUAGGAAGCGGGAGAAAGAAAAUAAACCACCAGAGGGGAAGGCGGAGAAAGAUAAUAAAGGAUCAGAGGAGGGAGAUCCAUCAGAAACUUUGAAACGGUUGUUCAAGGAACAUCGGAAUGACCAUAAUUGGUUCAAGCUCAAUGCGGAUGAGCUUCUCCAGACUGUCAAUGGGCGGAUUGACCAGCUUCAAGAGCUACGCAAUAUUGCCUAUCAUACCGCCGAAAGUAUCAAAGAUCUUUUGGGAUUGAAACAGCAACAGGCUGGUGUUGUUCAGGCGUGGCAAGCCGUCAGACAAUCAGACGAAACUAAUAAGCAGGGCCAGUCUAUUAUGAUGUUUACGCUUGUCACGAUCAUCUUCCUACCCCUGUCAUUCAUGUCAAGCGUCUUCGGGAUGAACAACAUGGAAAUCACCAGCGAAACUUGGUCUAUACAGAGGGAACUCUUAUACAUGUUCACCAUAUCCGCUGGAGUCAUCAUCUUCAGCUUGCUCCUCGCAUUCGGCAGUUGGAUACGGGCUGGUCUCUACUAUCUAUGGAAGAUCUGUAUAGUCACACUUAUAGUGUGCAGCGGCCUCUACAAUAUAUGGCGCGACAGAAGUUGGUCAAGCAAACAGUUUCACCAAGAGGCAAACGCGGCCACUGCGCGGCUCAAAGUAGAGUCCAGGAAACUCCAUCUCAAGCACAAGAUCGAGAAGCGGAAUAAAGAAGAGGAAGCGGAAAACCCCACUGGGAUCCAUCAGGAAAAUACUGAGAACAGAAACGCCUUAGGCCGAUUCGGUUUGCGAAGUGGACAGACAGACGGUCAUACCAAUGGUCAUUCUUCAGAAUCUCAGAAUGGCCGGGGCUUGCAGUCAUGGGUGCGACGGGUUCGAAACAGACCUCAUAGGGGGGAACAGAGCCGUGUGUAAUGGCUCAUAAGAUUACCUAAGGUAGCUACCAAAACAAUACACCAUAAAAAGGUAGAAAAAAUGCCAACUUGAGUGGUUGAAGCUGCUAUCUCCGCCUAUGAGGACCACACGGAAGUACCGUGACGCGAAGAG